AUGAAGUACGUGCUAGUGUCAGGUGGUGUUAUCAGCGGCGUGGGGAAGGGCAUUAUUGCCUCCUCCACCGGUCUGCUGCUCAAGACGAUUGGCCUCAAGGUGUCCUCGAUCAAGAUCGAUCCCUACCUCAAUGUUGACGCCGGAACUAUGAACCCCAAGGAGCACGGCGAAGUCUUCGUCCUUUCCGACGGCGGUGAAGUCGAUCUCGACCUUGGCAACUACGAGCGCUACCUCAACAUCACCCUCACCCGCGACAACAACAUCACUACCGGCAAGAUCUACCAGCACGUCAUCGAGCGUGAGCGCAAGGGCGACUACCUGGGCAAGACGGUGCAGGUUGUCCCGCACAUCACCGACGCCAUCCAGGAAUGGGUUCAGAAGGUUGCGCGCAUACCGGUCGACGACACGGGCGAGGAGCCGGAUGUGUGCAUCAUUGAGCUCGGUGGCACAGUCGGUGACAUGGAGAGCAUGCCCUUCGUCGAGGCCAUGGCUCAGCUUAGAAGGCGAGCGGGCAGGGACAACUUCAUGCAGAUCCACGUCUCAUACGUGCCCAUCAUCCACGGAGAGCAGAAGACGAAGCCCACACAGCACGCCAUCAAGACCGUACGGAGCAACGGCAUGAUUCCGGAUCUGAUUGCCUGCCGCUGCGAGCGCGAACUCGAGCCCUCGGUCAUCGAGAAGCUGGCCAACUUCUGCCAGGUCGAGCACGAGCAAGUCGUGGUCGUCAAGGAUAUGCCUUCCAUCUACCAGGUUCCCAUGCUCCUCGAGCAGCAGAAGCUGAUUCCCCUCGUCCGCCAGUUCCUCGCUCUCGACAGGAUCACCAUCCCACAGGCCAUGACGCAAAAGGGUCACAAGACCUGGGCACAAUGGCAGCACCUCACAGGGAACGACACCCGCUACCACGACCCGGUCACAAUUGCCCUGGUCGGCAAGUACGUCGAGCUGCAAGACUCGUACCUCUCCGUCGUCAAGUCCCUCGAACACGCAACCAUGCGCUGCCGCCGCAAACUCGACAUUCGCUGGGUUGACAGCGACCACCUCGAGCCGAAAAUGCAGCACAGCGAUCCUGCAAAGUUCCACAGCGCAUGGCACGAGAUUGUAAAGGCAUCCGGCAUUCUCGUCCCUGGCGGCUUCGGUUCGCGCGCGACAGAAGGCAUGAUUGCGGCCGCAACCUGGGCGCGUGAGAACAAGAAGCCGUACCUCGGCGUGUGCUUGGGCAUGCAGAUCGCCGUCAUCGAGUACGCGCGCAACGUCUGCGGUAUCAAGGACGCCACGUCUGAGGAGUUCAACGGCGAUGCGGCGAACAAACUCAUCAUGUUCAUGCCCGAGGUGGACAAGACGACCAUGGGCGCUUCCAUGCGUCUUGGUCUCCGACCUACGCUCUUCCAGCCCGGCAGCGAGUGGAGUAAGCUCCGCGCCCUGUACGCUGGGAGCGAUCAGAUCCUCGAGCGUCACAGGCACAGGUACGAGGUCAACCCCAGCUACAUCGACCAGCUUCAGCAAGGCGGUCUACACUUUGUGGGCAAGGAUGAAGAGGGCGUGCGCAUGGAGGUUGUGGAGAUCAAGGACCACCCGUGGUUCGUUGGUGUCCAGUUCCACCCCGAGUACCUCUCGAGGGUCUUGGAUCCCAGUCGGCCUUACCUGGGCUUCAUCGCUGCGUCCGCGGGUAUGCUGGAUGAGAUCACCAAGGACUACCAGAGCGGUGCAGCAAACGGGUCGACCGCCGAGGGCAUCGCCAACGGUGUUGCCGGCGUGAAGCUCAACGGCGAGUUCUAG
This is a messenger RNA of Ascochyta rabiei, 1776 nucleotides long. Its product is annotated as CTP synthase (glutamine hydrolyzing). The record is from RefSeq and is a predicted model, not a curated record. The transcript is spliced from 6 exons. The coding region runs from base 1 to 1776 and encodes 591 amino acids. Gene Ontology annotation, biological process: CTP biosynthetic process; pyrimidine nucleobase biosynthetic process. Gene Ontology annotation, cellular component: cytoophidium; cytoplasm. Gene Ontology annotation, molecular function: CTP synthase activity; identical protein binding. Lineage: Eukaryota; Fungi; Ascomycota; Dothideomycetes; Pleosporales; Didymellaceae.